Molecule: messenger RNA, 1300 nt
Organism: Cuscuta campestris
Lineage: Eukaryota; Viridiplantae; Streptophyta; Magnoliopsida; Solanales; Convolvulaceae
Source: the annotation of a GenBank genome assembly
CUUUAAACCUCCGCCGAUUGCCGACCGCCGCUUGAAAUUGGAACCAACGACGGCGACGAGAACCCCCCCAACUCCCCAAGACCCCAAGGCCCCAAUUACCCGAACAACCAGGUUUUUUCUCUUAAAUCUAAUUAUCUAAAUUAGAUAUUUUUAUUUUAUUUGUAAAUUGUGAUAAUUUAAAUUAAUUUUUAUAAAUUUGUUAUUCUAAAUAGCAAAAUAUAGAAUUGAAUUCGUUUAUUUAUUUUGUAAGAUUUUGAUUUGUGAUUUGUGAAUAUGUUAAUAUAAUUAGGGUAUGUACUUAAGUUUAUAAUGUUUUUAAUCGUAAUUCGGCGUUCUUAUCUGAAAAAGGGUCCUUUCCAAUCUAAAGCUCAUAAGUUUCCUGUUACAGUAAUGUCAGAUUAUAAUCGUAACUUUCGUCCAGCUUGGUUUGAUGAGUUCCCUUGGUUGGAAUAUAGCAUUGCAAAGGAUGCUGCAUAUUGUUUUCCAUGUUACUUGUUUAAAAAUAUCAGUGAUGUUGGUGGGGACCAUUUUGUGGGUAUUGGAUUCAGAGGUUGGAACAAGAAAGGUAGGUUUAGAAAACAUGAGGGUGGACCAAGUAGCCCACAUUUUAUUUCUGUUCAAAAAGCUGCAGAUUUGAUGAAUGAAAAACAAGGUAUUAGUGCUUCUCUUGUCAAACAAUCCGAUCAAGAUCUCUUAAAUGCAUUGAAACUUGUUCAAGUUGUGAAAUGGCGUUUUCAAAGCAUGAGAACAGAUGAUAUGUGGAACAAAAUCAGCAAUGAAGUCAUGGAGUUUUGUUAUAAGAAUAAUAUAUUUGUGCCUAACAUGAAUGAUCGUUAUGUGAAGCAAAAUAAGCGUGCACGGAAUGCUCCAGUUGUUACAAUUUUGCAUCAUUACAAGUUUGAUUGCUUGUUUGAGAUAAUUGAUAGAUUCGUCGAGGAGCUUGGGAGCAGGACUAUAGGAUCUUGGAACUAUGGGAAAGUUGAUGCUUCUACUUUGCUGUUACUAAAAAUUGAAAGAAGGGAAAGCUCCCCUCUUAAGACCCCACAUUCAAGGAUGGGUUUGGAGCAGAUGUACAUAUCAUGACAGAGGAUGGAUCAAUUAUUCCAGCUCAUUAGUCUUCUGAGCUUUUGAAUACACGUGGAGGACUAGGUGAACAAAUUGCCGCCUCUGGCAUUUUCGUUUGGAACCCAGCAUUGAUGUCACCCCAGCUAGUCAGAUUCGUGGCAUUAUAACCAAAAAGGGAGUGAUCAAGAAAGACUAUGGGAGGAAUGCUUUUGAUAUUGCUGGCUUUGUGCCAUAG